Colletes gigas is the source of this 2523-nucleotide messenger RNA. Its product is annotated as poly(ADP-ribose) glycohydrolase-like. NCBI's taxonomy places the organism in Eukaryota, Metazoa, Arthropoda, Insecta, Hymenoptera, Colletidae. Gene Ontology annotation, cellular component: cytoplasm; nucleus. The coding region runs from base 196 to 2523 and encodes 775 amino acids. Gene Ontology annotation, biological process: ATP generation from poly-ADP-D-ribose; regulation of DNA repair; carbohydrate metabolic process. The transcript is spliced from 11 exons. Gene Ontology annotation, molecular function: poly(ADP-ribose) glycohydrolase activity. The record is from RefSeq and is a predicted model, not a curated record.
AAUUGUGGCGCCAAACGAGUGAAUGCGUAACUUAGUUUCCAACGCUUGUAAAUGUUUACAGUCGAAAUUGUAAAGAAAAAGUGAACAAGCUUGUCACUGUCACCGUAAUUUAUUGCUGCAUAAACAAUCGUUUUAUUUCUGAGAUACAUUAUGCAUUUUAUUCGUAUCGUGAUUUUAUUUUUUUAAAAAAUUGUAAUGUCGGAACCUGGAUUAUCUUUCGAUGACGAACCGCUCUCGCCAGAUCUCUUCGACGAUGUAGAUAUGACACAAAAUUUGGAAAAUUCUGAUGAAUCAAACUCGAUGUCCAUCGAUGUUAAUGAACCAGAACUGUCGGAUGGUAUAAUCGAAUGGAAAGGAAUGAGCAUGGAUGAGAUUCGUAAGGGCUUAGGUACAUACGAUUGUCAGGAGUUUCCACCUAUAUCUCCAUCUUUAUCUCACACAGUAUUAAUAUCGUUACCAUUACCUGCUUAUGGAAUACCAAAAUCUUAUCCUGCGCAUCAAGUGGACAAGUGGUGUCAGGGUUAUGUACGAAUGCCACAUUCAAAGCAUAGUGUAUAUCCAAUAGAUCAAAAUGGAACCCCUCGUUGCAGAAAUAGAUGGGAAAUAAUACAGGAAUCUUUACUUCAGAAUUUUGUUUCAACUCAGCAACUAGAAAGUGCGAUACUUUCUUACAAUCACAUAUACGCGCAACGCUGGGACUUUGCUGCGCUGCAUCAUUUUUUUUCUGAGAUAGUUGAUCAAGAAGAAACACAUAUUUUCUUCACGUGUCUUUUGCCAAAAAUGGUUCAACUUGCUUUACAACUGCCUGUUCUGAUAACUGGUCCAGUGCCUCUUUUGAAACGCCACACUAAUGCAGCGAUCAGUCUUAGCCAAUUACAAAUAGCAUCUUUACUGGCUAAUGCAUUUUUCUGUACAUUUCCAAGACGUAAUUCAACUAAUCCACAGUCUGAACAUGGAACAUACCCACGUAUUAAUUUUAAUAGGUUGUUUUCAGCAUAUAGGGAGGAAAAAUGGAACAAAUAUGAAUCGGUAAUGGAAAAAAUGAAAUGUAUAAUUCAUUACUUUAGAAGGGUAACAUCCAAAGCCCCAGAAGGUGUAGUAACAAUUCAACGACGUUACAUUCCAAAAUCAGAUUGCCCGAAAUGGGGCGAACAAAUACAGAAACUCUUACCACUACACAUUACAAGCAAAGGAACGAUAGAAACGGAAGGAGCUGGUCUCCUGCAAAUGGACUUUGCUAACAAAUACGUGGGUGGCGGUGUUCUCGGUUUUGGAUGUGUACAAGAGGAGAUAAGAUUUGUAAUUUGUCCGGAGUUAAUGGUGACUAUGCUUGUCACGGAAGAAUUAGACGAUACAGAAGCACUCAUUGUUAGUGGCAUUGAAAGAUAUAGUAAAUACAAGGGUUACAGUAACAGUUUUAAGUGGUUGGGUGACUAUAUCGAUGAAACACCUCGAGAUAACAGUGGAAGACGAUUGACCUCAAUCGUUGCAAUCGAUGCUCUUUACUUUAAACAUCCACAGUCGCAAUUCAGUAUAAGUAAUAUAACAAGAGAACUUAACAAGGCAUACGUCGGAUUUAUCGGGUGCGAAAGUAACAGAAAUAAUCUCCCUGCUAUAGCAACUGGAAAUUGGGGAUGUGGAGCUUUUCGUGGAAAUCCAAAAUUAAAAGUAUUGUUGCAGCUAAUGGCUGCAGCUGUAACAGGUCGAGCUAUGGUUUAUUUUACGUUCAGAGAUACAAGGUUACGGGAUAGUGUUGCAGAGAUGUAUUCGCAUUUCGUGAAACACGAGACAACUAUAGCCCAUAUUUAUUCUUUAUUAAUACAAUACCAAGAGUUCGCUCCGACCGAGGAGUUGGAUUUUUAUCGUUUCUUACAUAAUCGAAGUAAAAUAAAGCCUUUAUCGCAAUUUUUUAACAAGAGCCUGCAGACGAAAAUUUCUGCAACGAAGGAAGUUAUUUUUAAAAGAAGUAAAAGCAUUAGCAUCGACGAUAAGCAACAUUUCCAUUCGGAUGUUAAAAAACAACAAACGGAAGAAGACACGAUACAAGGAUGGUUAACUAAUUACGACAAAGAUAUCGUAAGUACGGAGAAAACAGGAAUCGCAAAGGAUGCGUAUACGGAAGUUAAAAAUAUUACGGAAAAAGAACAAAAUCAGAACAGGGAUAGUACGGAGGAUCAAACGGAACAAGUUCAAGAUAAAGUUAGCAUAGAGAAAAGGAGAAAGCAAUCGUUAUGGAAAAUUUUAGAAGAUACUGUACAAGCUAAAGCGAACAACGAACAGCGACUAUCUGGUCUUGAAUUGUUAGAUACAAAGCAAGAGCUUGUUUCUUGUCAGGCAAGCAAUGAUUGUAAUAUAUUGCCAGAAGCUGAAGGCCAAUUGAAUUGUAUACCUACCGAAUUGUAUGGUACAUGUGAAUCUACUCAAAUUCCGAACGAGAAAUCUACAGUAUCUCAUAAACGUGAUUCGUCGGCGAAAAAGACUGGACAGAGAAAGAUCUCAGAUUUUUUCCAACGAACGUCUUGA